GUGGAAGAACAAUUCUCCAUUGGAGACAGUCCUCUCAACGCCGAAUCUACUUUGUACUUCAAGCCCGGCCAAAAUACCAUUACGCUGGCAUUGCUCGUGGAGUUUCUGGUCACGAAGCCUUCCUCGCCUCAGCUUUUCUGAUAACCCCACUUCGUCUAACGGCAAACCGUGGCGUUCGUUUCCGCCGUCCUCUAUUGAGCAGCCGAGAGCACAGUAUUAUUGCUGGCACCAGACCCCGGACAGUGUGGACAAUGCCACCACAGCCUCCGGAGGACGCCGUCCGUCGGGCAUUCUCGUCUGCUCAGGAUUCGCAGGAUUCAUCGGGGCCACCAUCGUACAUUGAGCCUUCGACGGAAGACAGUGACGAGGGCAACUACUGGAGUGAUGCGCAGAGCGAUCUGACCUCGCUCGCAUCCGGGGUCACUAACUACGUCUACGAAAAUGGAAGACGGUACCAUUCUUACCGCGAGGGUAAAUAUGUACUACCAAAUGAUGAAGAGGAAAAAGAUCGUCUAGAUUUGGUACACCAUGUGUUCACCCUCAUACUUCGGGGCAGAUACCACCUGGCCCCACUAGUCAAUCCGCAGAAUAUCCUGGAUCUGGGGACCGGGACAGGAAUCUGGGCCCUGGAUAUGGCGGAUCUAUACCCUUCUGCAACUGUGAUCGGAAAUGAUCUGAGUCCGAUUCAGCCUGCCUUUGUUGCACCUAACGCGCAAUUCGUCAUUGAGGAUUUCGAGGAGGAUUGGGAGUAUCCAGAAAAUAAAUUUGACAUGAUCCAUGGGCGAACUCUGGCCGGGUCCGUGAAGGAUUGGCCAGAGCUAUUCGCCAAGGCCUACAGGCACCUGAGACCCGGUGGGUACUUGGAGAUGCAGGAAGCUCCCAUCUGGUGCUGGAGUGAUGAUGGCAGCUUGGAGCCCGAUUCUGCCCUUGUCCAAUUCUUGUCGAUUCUCGAACAAGAGAGCUCCAAAGCCAACCGGUCUCUGAACAUUGUAGACAAGUUGAAGCCAGCGAUGAUCGACGCUGGUUUUCGAGACGUACAGGUCAGAGUCUAUAAGUGUCCUUGGGGUCCCUGGCCUAAAGACCCUCAUCUGAAGGAAAUCGGCCGCUACCAGUACAUCAAUGCUAUUGAAUCCGUCGACUCUUACGGUCUCGCGCUUAUGACUCGCGGCGUUGGUUACACAGAAGAUCAGGCGAAGAUCUUCUUGGCGAUUGUGAAGAACCAGCUCCGAACCAAGUCUCUGCACGCAUACAAUCUGAUAUAUUUCGUCUACGGCAGGAAGCCGACCGAAGAAGAACUUUGAACGGGAUUGUCUUGAAUGAUUAUUCUAUCCCAUGACUGCAUUCUC
Messenger RNA from Paecilomyces variotii, 1346 nucleotides. RefSeq names its product S-adenosyl-L-methionine-dependent methyltransferase. The transcript has 13 exons. Gene Ontology annotation, molecular function: methyltransferase activity. The coding region runs from base 252 to 1301 and encodes 349 amino acids. Lineage: Eukaryota; Fungi; Ascomycota; Eurotiomycetes; Eurotiales; Thermoascaceae. The record is from RefSeq and is a predicted model, not a curated record.